Messenger RNA from Glycine soja, 303 nucleotides. NCBI's taxonomy places the organism in Eukaryota, Viridiplantae, Streptophyta, Magnoliopsida, Fabales, Fabaceae. The record is from the annotation of a RefSeq genome assembly.
AUGUCAGCUCCAUGUUUUGGGCGGCCCAUCUGGUUAGUUCAGCUAUCACUGCUGGAAGCCCCUGCGGUUGUUCGGCUGCGUACUCCCCGUUCGCGUAUCUCACACUCCCCAUCUUUUUUUUCAUAUUUCAUCUUUCUACCGGUCGGCUUCGUGCAGAUAGAUGUUUGCCGGGGGAGAUUGGUGCUCCUGAGGUAUGCCCUUCCGGUGGGUUGUUAUAUUCUCUGUCUAUUUCAUCCAGUGUCCGCACUGCGUCAUAAAAUCUUCGUCUUCGAUCUCUCUUCGCAACGCAAUAAAGAAGUCUAA